UACUGAUUGCAGAUAAUCGCGAGUCACAAUUUCCCCCUUUUGGGUCGAGCAUGUUUGAAAGUUUGACCCACCUUAAUGAGUUUGUGAUUCGUAGAUUUGGACCUCUAACCUCUAAAAAAAACCGUUUAGUCACCAAUUCCUUUUCAUUCUUUUCGCCGAGAUUUACGUAAAGAAACAUUUUCGUGACAUCAUUUUCUUAACACUGCCCGUUAUAACAAUAUUUGCGCCUCGUACGUGCAAGGAUUUCACACUCUGAGGACGCCUUCGACUACACGCUCCGUGCCUGUUUUAUCUAUCGAUAACUUCCCAUGGUUUUGCUUUCGUUUUUAUGCAGAUUCAUCACUGACUACCACUCUUGUCUGCAGACCAUUGUAUUUCAACUUUCCCCACUUCUUAUGACCAGUCCUUGGCUCCUCGGACUUCUACAGCAUUCUGGUAUAAAAGUCGGGCACGGGCAUGGUUCAGAAGACAGAACACUAACAACCGCUGUUGACUAACAGUUUAACUUCUCGCAGUUAUGUGACUGGUGCUGAAUUUCGUGUUUUAAGUUUCAUUUUUAAAAUUGCUUUACUCUCAAUCUGAUCAUGAAGAUUAUAUUAAUACUGGUCGUUCUGACGACGUGUUUGAUUACCGCGUCACUUGGAGCACCACAGAUCUUCCCGUUCUCAAAUCUACGAAGUUACUUCGACCAUCAGUCAAAGAAUGGUCCUGGUAGUGACAAAGCCGCUGUAGUUCCUCAAACUACAUCGGCCGUAGACUCCUUAUUCCGUCGGCCUUCCAAUAUCGGUGAUAUUCAGGUGAAAACUGUACCUUCAUCAUCGGCAACGAAGUAUCCCAAGGAACAACUACAAACAAACCACAAGCCAGAUAUUUCGCCGAGUCUGGAGCCUCCUGCAAGCGCCGAAGCCUCCCCUGUUCUUAAAUAUCAUCCUCCAAUACCAGAACAGGUACUAAAAGCUCCAGAUACAAAACCUCCUAUCCUGUAUGGGCCAUUAACAGAACAGGAUAAGACAAACGAGAAUUAUCAGACCCCAGCCGUCAUCUCACAGAUCCCUAUAAACGUCGUUGGAGAAAAGAAGUAUAAACUAUUUGGCGGGUUUGUACCUUUGACACCUUCACAGGCACUCACAAGCCCACCAGCAGCGUCUGAAUAUAAACCUACUGUACCAUAUUUAUCAGGAGUUCCACCAUCGCAGGACCUGGGAACUCCGACCGCAUCCUAUAAAUACCCUGAAAAAUACUCGACUCAAAAAGAACAAGACGACAUUGAAGCGUCUAAACAAAGUCCUGUGAAAAUUACGAAGGCUUCAAAUCAUUUAUAUCCAAAGAAAUGGCGACCAGAGAAAGAUAAGUCGAAGCCCACUGCCAAAAAGAACAGUCCUAAGACCGACUUUGGCAAAUUAAAUAACCUUGACAGCGAUUCUAAACAGCCGAAGAAGGACUGGGCAUUAGUACGAGAGCCUCAGAAGAUACCUGCUGCAUUACAAGCAGCCAGCAGUUUUCAGAAGGCCGACGUGGCCUUUUUCCCAACACAAGCAAAACGAAAGGUUCCGGGAAUAGACGAGCAGAUCACAUCAGAGACUGGAUUCUCUGGUAUUACUGCUGGCGUCGGUGGAUAUGCUGAUGGUGGUGGCGGAGGGGACAGAGUUGAGUUCCAGAUGCACGGGCAACAAGGCCCCCACUCCUACAAGUUCGGUUAUGACACAGGAAAAGG
Molecule: messenger RNA, 1714 nt
Organism: Zootermopsis nevadensis
Lineage: Eukaryota; Metazoa; Arthropoda; Insecta; Blattodea; Termopsidae
Source: RefSeq, a predicted model, not a curated record